AAGGAUCGUAGACGAACGCCUCCAGCAAGGUCAAUAGCGUCUCGCGGCCUCUACGCAUCACUCUUAGAAUGCUGGAGCAUUGCUACGGAAUAUAACAACACACGUGAUCACUCAUGAUUGUGCAUUCGUUCAUCUCCCAUCGACCUUUUACGAUUACCGGACAAGCCGCUGAUAGCGCCGGCUGAUAAUUUAAUAUGGCAGUUCUUUCUUUGCCAGGGAAACCAUUAAAUGAAUAGAUAAGUAAAAGCACUCCUGGACAAGGUACCAGCGUGUCGUAUCUGCCAAAUCGUUUUGUAUCGAUCUACGCUCUCAUGUGCGAGAGAUAUCGCAGCUAUUGUGAAGGCUAACGCCGCAUCAUUAACAACUAAACUACAUUCCAAAUUAUUAACUUGUUUCCUCUAAAAAGUGACGAAACAAACGAGAGGUUUACGUAAUCGUAAUGCACAAUUCGCAGUGUAUCUUGACAUUUCGUAGAGUAUCAUCGAAAAUCCAUUUCUUUCCGUGUGUAUGUACGCGUAUGCGUACGAAAGCGUACAAGUCAUUCCGAUGGUUUUACGAAACUGAAAAAACGAUCUCGUAAGACACAAAUGGCCAUGACUGAUGUAUAAAGUGUGCCACGAAGAAGACAUAUAUCCUCAGUUUAAUUUCUCUGUAAAUGGAUGCAUCCGGAUGCAAGUUUUCUUAUUCCUAAAAGAAUUAUUACUAUUUGUUCUUUGAUCAUUUUUAAGAGAAACUUUAAUGGGAAGCCGUAAAAAGGAAUCUUAUAUGUUUAAAUUCGAGUGCAAACUUGAAAAAUUCUUUUUCUACUAACUAUUUACUUAAAACACGCAUACACAUGCGCACAUAAUAUAUCUAUACGCAAAUUUCAAGUUUCUUUUCAGAACUGUGUACUCGUAUUUGGAGGAAAGCGACAUUAUUGAAAUGAACACGGCCGAUUCGUCGGAAGCAAACAGCACCGAUAAUGAACAGAACAGUUACGUGUUAUGGAUCUUGCUGGACUGUUUCCUGUUUGUUGCAAUCAUAUUGGGGAAUAUCCUGACAAUAUUGGCCAUCACGUGGGCUCGUAAGCUCCGAAGCGUCAUUUCGAAUUACUUUAUCCUAAACCUAGCGAUAUCGGAUUUUAUGGUGGGCAUAACGGUACCGUAUCAUUUGGCGUUUUACGUGGACAGUGCGUUACACCGCAACAAGUCGGUGUGCAUCUCGCGUUUCGUCAUGUUUAUCUUAGCCUGCGGCGGGAGCAUAUACAAUCUCAUAAUGAUCGCCAUAGACCGAUACGUCGCUAUUGUGCAUCCAUUGAGCUAUAACGCAUACGCGACCAAAAGACGCGUGCUGCUGAUUAUAGUCGUCGCUUGGAUAUGCACUAUGGGCGUGUCAUCGAUUCCGAUAUAUUGGAAUUGGUUCGAUAAGUCACCCUCGUGUGAAUUGGAAACGGUAUUGCCGAGAUAUUACAUAGUGGCUAUACAGAUACCGGCAUUCUUUCUCAGUUGGAUAGCAAUGUUUCUGCUAUAUUGGAAAAUUUGGAGAGAAGCGCAUAUGCACGCGCGUCGCAUGAACCUCGGCGUCAUUCCGAAUAUCGCUGAGAAAAACGAUCGCAAAAGCGUACAGGUGGUACUGCUGAUAUUGGGCUGUUUUUCGAUCUGUUGGUUUCCUUAUUUCAUCAUAGUUUGCAUGCGAACCUUUGGUUGGAAAACAAAGUCGUUAACGAUUUGGUACAAAUCUACAUUCGCAUUGGCCAUUGCUAACAGCGGAAUGAAUCCCUUCAUAUACGCGUGGAAAAAUACCAACUUUCGUAAGGCCUUUCAAAAGAUUUUACAUUUUAAAUCGCCCAAUAGCAAUUUCAACUCCAGUUUCAAAAUGUACUUGGAAAAACAACGAAAGUUAAAUAAUCAGGCAGAUAUACAAGAUAGUCAGCAUACAAAUACAGGAAGAAACAACAAUUCGCACAAAUGUUCACCCGAGCGCCAAUCUGAUCAUGCAGAAGAAAACAGAACGGAAAACACAAUUUUUUAAAUAUCAUUCGUCUCAUCAUUUAACUAAAAGUUAUCUAAUAGAAGAACAAAUUGUAAA
This is a messenger RNA of Acromyrmex echinatior (Panamanian leafcutter ant), 2067 nucleotides long. Its product is annotated as muscarinic Acetylcholine Receptor, C-type. The record is from RefSeq and is a predicted model, not a curated record. Gene Ontology annotation, molecular function: G protein-coupled receptor activity. Lineage: Eukaryota; Metazoa; Arthropoda; Insecta; Hymenoptera; Formicidae. Gene Ontology annotation, cellular component: membrane. Gene Ontology annotation, biological process: G protein-coupled receptor signaling pathway.